Molecule: messenger RNA, 2673 nt
Organism: Phaeoacremonium minimum UCRPA7
Lineage: Eukaryota; Fungi; Ascomycota; Sordariomycetes; Togniniales; Togniniaceae
Product: putative helicase musn protein
Exons: 2
Coding region: 1-2673 (890 amino acids)
Biological process (GO): DNA replication; double-strand break repair via homologous recombination
Cellular component (GO): nucleus; cytoplasm; RecQ family helicase-topoisomerase III complex
Molecular function (GO): 3'-5' DNA helicase activity; nucleic acid binding; four-way junction helicase activity
Source: RefSeq, a predicted model, not a curated record
AUGACUGGGUUUCGUCAUAACCAACUCGAGGCAAUUAAUGCUACCUUAGAGGGCAAGGACGCUUUUGUGCUCAUGCCCACUGGUGGCGGAAAGUCUCUCUGCUAUCAACUGCCAGCUGUUAUCAACAGUGGCAAGACUCGUGGAGUAACGAUUGUGAUCUCACCCCUGAUCAGUCUGAUGCAGGAUCAAGUGGAUCACUUAAACGCUCUCAAUAUCAUUGCGAAGCCUUUCAACGGCGAGAUGAAGAAGCCAGCACGAGAUAUGAUUCUCGGUUCUUUCCAGGAGAGAAACCCGGAACACUUCGUGCAACUACUCUAUGUAACACCUGAGAUGGUCAACAAGAGCCAUGCAUUCUGCAAUGGACUGAUGCUACUACACCGAAACAAUAAGCUUGCGCGGAUCGUCAUUGAUGAGGCACAUUGUGUCAGUCAAUGGGGGCAUGACUUCAGACCCGAUUACAAGGCUCUUGGGGAAUUUCGACGGAAAUUCCCUAGCGUCCCCGUUAUGGCAUUGACGGCGACUGCUACCCAGAAUGUUAUUGCAGACAUCAAACAUAAUUUGGCCAUGGAUGGUUGCCAAGUGUUCUCGCAGAGCUUCAACCGACCCAACCUGUAUUACGAGAUUCGAAGCAAGGACAAGACUACCGUGGCAAGCAUUGCUGACCUGAUCAACUCACGCUAUCGCAAUCAAACCGGCAUUGUUUACACCCUGUCAAGGAAGUCGUCGGAGACAAUCGCGAAAAAGCUGAAUGAUGAUUACAAUAUCAACGCACACCACUACCACGCAAGCAUUGAGCCCGCUGAGAAGGUCCGCAUUCAGCGAGCUUGGCAGAAAGGAGCUAUCAAGGUGGUCGUUGCUACUAUUGCUUUCGGCAUGGGUAUCGACAAGCCCGACGUCAGAUUCGUUAUACACCAUCAUCUACCAAAGAGUUUGGAAGGCUAUUAUCAGGAAACUGGCCGUGCUGGUCGCGACGGCAAGCCUUCGGAUUGCUUUCUCUAUUUUAGUUAUGGAGACAUUGCCACUCUAAGGAGAUUCAUUGACGAAGGAGACGGUAAUACCCAGCAGAAGGAGCGUCAGAGAGAGAUGCUAGACAAGGUGAUCAGCUUUUGUGAGAGCAAACACGAGUGUCGCCGAGUUGAAAUACUCCGCUACUUCGGCGAGGCGUUUUCACGAGAAGAGUGCAAUAAGACUUGCGAUAACUGUAAAGUCGGCGGUACAUUUGAGCUUCAGGACUUCUCUCAGUAUGCCAAAGCUGCAUUGGAAGUAAUUCGGCUUUACGGGCGCAUGACUCUUGCCCAAUGCACCGAGAUCCUGAUGGGAAAGAAACGGCCAGAUUAUGAUGACGCAGUGCAGUAUCAUGGUAUAGCCAGAAGUCUCAAGAAAUCCGACGUCAACUCAAUCAUCUUCAAGCUUGCUGCAGAAAAUGCCUUGGACGAGGAGAAUACCAUCAAUAGGAAGUUCGGCAUGGCGAUUACAUAUUUUGUCAUUGGUCGUACUUCCCGGGACUUUGUCUCUGGCAGACGCAAACUGCAGAUAAUGGCUCAGGUCGGUGGUGCCAAGACUGUUGUUCCCAAGCAAGCCAAGAAGAGAUCGAAGAGAGCGCAAGCGGAAGCAGCCGAAGGGGUGGAUCUACUAGAUGCACCGCAGGUGCGAAGACCGCCUCCAUCUACGAACGUCUCUUCUCCCAUUCGAAAGAGAAAGAAGGCACGCGUCAACCAAUUCAUUGACGAUGAGGCUACUGAUGGAGAUGAACAGGGGUUGGACAGUGCUGAGGACGCUGGUGGGCCAUUGCACAUCAAUGGCUACGAGAAAGACAACUUUGUUGUUUCGGAUGACGAUGACGACGAGGAUGAACAUUUUAAUCCUGUCCGCUAUGUGCCACGACAGCGACAAAGGACCCUCGACGAGCUCGGCCCGCCGAUUUCUAGAGAUACGGCGUUUGCUGAGGCUAACAUUCCCGACAUUCACCAAGAUAUCAUUCAUCACUUUUUGCCGGAGGCGAAAGAACUGGAGGAGAAGAUUCGCAAUGGCAGAGGCUUGCAAAGAAUUCUCUUCACUGAACAGCAUCUGCGUCAGAUGGCGAUUAGGUGGACAACUACUCUGGACAAGAUGCGGCAGAUCCCGGGCAUAAACGUUGAUAAUGUGGACAGGUAUGGGUCCAAACUUGUCCCAUUAAUCAAACAAUAUCAUGGACAGUAUAAGGAGAUUAUGGGAGAGGAGGUCGAGGACGAUGAACCCAGGGUACUCACACGCGCACCGGCCGCCAGACAAAUUCCUGGCCCGGUGAGACCCGAAGUAGUUGAACUUCUUAGCUCUGAUGAAGACGGGUUUGACGACGCGGAAGAUGAAGAUGACGACCUCGAAUCUUCCAGGUUCUUUGGACAAGGCGCGAGCGGCAGCGGCCCCCCAAGCCGGGAAGUAGAGAAGUGGCAUGAAAAGUUCGCUCAGUUGAGCCAACCAUCCGCAAGUAAGAAAGGGAAGCGGCCGUUCGCUCGCAAGGCCUCCGGGAGUCGAAGCAACUUCGCCCGUGGUAGGUCCAGCGGUGGUGUCACCAAGCGCAAGGCGUCUUCGGGAGGAAGCAGACGGACGAGUGGUGGCCCAAGCAGGACUAAGGCGUCCAAGGUGGGUGCAGGGAGGGGUUCUUUUAGCGGCAUUGGUUUGAUGCCCCUAUGA